Molecule: messenger RNA, 9065 nt
Organism: Rhinopithecus roxellana (golden snub-nosed monkey)
Lineage: Eukaryota; Metazoa; Chordata; Mammalia; Primates; Cercopithecidae
Gene: JRK
Product: Jrk helix-turn-helix protein
Exons: 2
Coding region: 515-2221 (568 amino acids)
Cellular component (GO): nucleus
Molecular function (GO): DNA binding
Source: RefSeq, a predicted model, not a curated record
GGACUGGAGGAGAACUGAGUGGCCGGCACUUCCGGCCGGCGGUGGCUGCUCAGGCUGAGCAGGCCCCUGAAGUGCUGUGCCUGGAGAUACCAUUGUGGACCCUGGAGAGGCACCCUGCAGCUUAUGCGGUAAAACCUCAACCACCCCAAACCUGGUCAGUUUGAGGGGAGCUGCUACCACAGUAUCCACUGAGGCCGGGGUUCCAGUCGUGUGGAGCAGCAGAGGGGAGUCUGACAGGGUCACCUCCUCCACAGAGAGAACUGGCAGCUGACUGCACUGCCAGGAACCAAGGCUUGGGGGUGUGGGGCCUGGAAGACCAGGGACACCUGAGGCAGGAGGUGCAGCGUGUGGAGUGGGGAACCCGAGACGGACUGGGGCCUCUGUUCAGGAUCAGGCAGGCAGAGUGGAGAGGGAGAGACGGAGCUCUGGAAGGGGAGCAGGAGGAGGGGGAGUAGUGGCAGCAGCCCAGGCCAGGUGUGUGUCCUGCAAGUGCUAGGACCAGCCACCCCUCCCCAUGGCCUCCAAGCCGGCUGCCGGGAAGAGCGGAGGGGAGAAGCGGAAAAGGGUGGUGCUGACGCUGAAGGAGAAGAUUGACAUCUGCACGCGCCUGGAGAAGGGCGAGAGCCGGAAGGCACUGAUGCAGGAGUACAACGUGGGCAUGUCCACUCUCUACGACAUCAGGGCUCACAAGGCACAGCUGCUUCGGUUCUUCGCCAGCUCGGACUCCAACAAGGCACUGGAGCAGCGGCGCACGCUGCACACGCCCAAGCUGGAGCACCUGGACCGCGUCCUGUACGAGUGGUUCCUGGGGAAGCGCUCCGAGGGCGUCCCCGUGUCAGGCCCCAUGCUCAUCGAGAAGGCCAAGGACUUCUACGAGCAGAUGCAGCUCACUGAGCCCUGUGUGUUCUCUGGAGGGUGGCUUUGGCGCUUUAAGGCCAGACACGGCAUUAAAAAGCUAGAUGCAUCCAGUGAAAAGCAGGCAGCCGACCACCAGGCCGCGGAGCAGUUCUGUGGGUUUUUCAGGAGCUUGGCUGCCGAGCACGGGCUGUCCCCCGAGCAGGUUUACAACGCUGAUGAGACCGGCCUUUUCUGGCGGUGCCUGCCCAAUCCCACUCCAGAAGGCGGGGCCGUGCCUGGCCUCAAGCAGAGCAAGGACCGGCUGACCGUGCUGAUGUGUGCCAAUGCCGCGGGCUCCCACAGGCUCAAGCCCUUGGCCAUCGGGAAGUGCAGCGGCCCCAGGGCUUUCAAAGGCAUCCAGCACCUGCCUGUCGCCUACAAGGCCCAGGGGAGCGCCUGGGUGGGCAAGGGGAUUCUUUCUGAUUGGUUCCAUCAUAUCUUUGUGCCCUCAGUGAGAGAGCACUUCAGAGCCAUAGGUUUGCCCGAAGACAGCAAGGCCGUUCUCUUGCUGGACAGCGCCCGGGCUCACCCGCAGGAGGCCGAGCUGGUGUCCAGCAAUGUUUUCACCAUCUUCCUGCCUGCCAGCGUGGCCUCCCUGGUGCAGCCCAUGGAGCAGGGCAUUCGGAGAGACUUCAUGAGGAACUUCAUUAACCCUCCGGCCCCCCUGCAGGGCCCCCACGCCCGCUACAAUAUGAAUGAUGCCAUCUUCAGCAUGGCCUGUGCCUGGAACGCAAUUCCCAGUGGCGUCUUCAGGCGGGCCUGGAGGAAGCUGUGGCCAUCCGUUGUGUUUGCUGAAGGCUCCUCCUCUGAGGAGGAGGUGGAGGCAGAGCACUUCCAAGCGAAGCCCCACAACAAAUCCUUUGCGCACAUCCUGGAGCUUGUGAAGGAAGGCUCCUCCUGCCCAGGCCAACUUCGCCAGCGCCAGGCCACCAGCUGGGGUGUAGCAGGAAGGGAGGCAGAAGGGGGACAACCCCCUGCUGCCACGUUGCCGGGAGAGGUGGUGUGGGGUUCAGAAAAGACUCCGAAAGCUGACCAAGACGGUGGAGGAGAUCCUGGUGAGGGUGAGGAGGCUGCCUGGGAACAGGCAGCCGUGGCCUUCGACGCAGUCCUGCGCUUUGCGGAGCGGCAGCCGUGCUUCAGUGCCCAGGAAGUGGGGCAGCUGCGAGCGCUGCGUGCCGUAUUCCGGGGCCAGCAGCAGGUGAGGAGGCGGUGUGGCGCUCUCGGGGCUGUGGUCAAGGUUGAAGCCCUCCAGGAGGGCCCUGGUGGCUGCGGGGCCACGGCUCACUCUCCCUUGCCCUGCUCAUCCACAGCAGGUGACAACUGAUGGCUUCUCUGCCCUGCCCUGGCCACCGGCCCUGUUUCUCCACGCACCCUGGAGUGGCAUGGUCCUAUGCCCCAACCCCACCUGAGGCAGGAGGGCAUGUGCAGACACUCAAGAGCCCUUCCAGGAGCGGGUCGCCCACGGUUGUGGCUCGGGUGCUCAGGACAGUCUGCCCGAGGUUCCUGUCAAUACAGGUUUUAUCACUUGCCAUGUCAUCCGAAAGUGAGGAAAUGCUUUGGAAGGGUCCACCCUAGCCUAGAACAAGCCAGAGUCUCACUGUGGCUGGAAUGGGGGCCAGGCUGGGCUGAUCUGGCCUCAUGUUUGCUGGCUGAUGAUUGCAGUAUCAGAGGGUGGAGAUGUCUGUCUGUCCAUGUGGAAAGAAGUUGUCCUCCAGACCGACAGGAGGCCAUGCCCACCGCCCCGGACAAGCUUCGUCUCAGAAGGCUCUAUCUGCUGGGCUGGCGGCUAUCCCCUUGUUGGGUGGACCCCGGGCACGGUGCCUGAGGGCCGAUGGCCGAGAGCUGGGACUCAGUUCUUGGCCUGCUCUCGGCUGAAGAGGCCGCACGUCUCACUUCAGUCGUGGCCUCGUUCAGCAGAAUGACUCUGGAACCAUCCUCUGUUACCCGCAGAUCCUAUCCCAUGGGCUCUGGCCCCAGGAUGUGGGGGGUCCUACGGAGAGUUGACUUGGUAGAGUUUCUUUCCGUGAAGAAAGUAGGAGUGGCUGACCAGGCCCUGCUCAUCACCCAGAUAGAGGACACAGACCCUGCGUGGUAUUUUGGCAUUUUGGCUCAGAGUGCAAUGUGCCAUGUUGCCCAGAAUUUCAUACUUACGGCCUUUACAUGAAUACGUCUUGAUCAGGCGUUCAAAGAUUAGUCUUAGGUUUGCACAUAAGUCACUGGAAACAGUAAAACAGGUUGCUUAGAUUUCCAGCAAUAUUUGUGCUCUUAUCCCCGGCUGUUAGCACGUUAGUAAUACCUUUGGGGAGGAGUUGUCUGUCCUGGUCAGUGUUCACAGACGUGGUUGUAAGAGGAUGUGGUGAUUUUCUCCAUUUCUGUAGCUGCUUUGCAGCAUCUCCAUUUCAUGGGCAGCACUCGCUUCCUGCAGCUGAGAUUCCAAAAUGCCCUGUGUCCACAGUGAUUAGCCUCAUCUUUGAGUGAGCAUGAAAUAGGUGCAUUAUUCUUUUUUUUUGUUCUUGAGGCAGGGUCUCACUGUGUUGACCAGGCUGGAGUGAAGUGGUGUGAUCACAGGUCACUUCAGCCUCGACCUCCCUGGCUUGAGUGAUCCUCCCACCCCAGCCUCCUGAGUACCUGAGACUAGAGACGUGCACCGUGAUGCCUACCUUUUUAUUUUUUUGCAGAGACAGGGUCUCACUGUGUUGCCGAGGCUAGUCUUGAACUCUUGGCCUCAAGUGAUCCUCCCUCCUCAGCCUCCCACACUGCUGGGAUUAUAGACGUGAGCCCCAGCACUCAGCCUAAAUGGGUUUUUCUUGCUAUGUUAUUUUCAGUGCUUUGCUCUUGAAUUCUUUUCCCCUCUUAAAUUUAUGUCAUUUGGCUGAGUCAGCACGUAGUUUGCAUUCCAGCGUCUGCUGUUGAUUCCACUGAAACCUUUGUUCUCAUGAGGGAGAGGAUUUGGCUCGCUGUGGUUUCUUGUAUUUUCACAUCCCUGCAGAUCCCGGGGCAAAAGUCAUUGCUGACAGAGCCCUACCCGUGUCCUGGAAGUGUGUGUUUCUUGCUUUGAAUGCAUGUGUGAAGGUUAUAAAAGCCAAACAGUUUCUAAAGACCUCGGUGCUGAACGACAGUCCCAGUUGUUCCCAUUUGGGUCCCGUUGCCUUCGUGGUGUCACCCCACUGUUUGCUUCCUGUGUCUGGGGAACUUCUGCACAUCCGUGUACUUUGUGCCAUUUCUGGGCUCACGUGUCACUCCUAGCAGAGCCUCAUAACCAAGAUUGCUGGAUUGCAGCUGCUUGAGGCAACGCAGGAGGUUAGAACCUGUCCCGAGGGCUCUGAAACAGCAGGACAUCCUGGGUGGGUGGAGCUGAGGAGGGCACAGGGCAGGCCUGCCGAGCUCCUGGCUGGCUCUCCUGAAUCUUCUGGAGAUGGCUUGUCCCUGUCAGACUGUAGCUCUUCAGGACCUGAGCUCUUCCCGCUCUUGACCUGCUUCUGUGCUGACUGUGCUGAGCUCAUGGGUAGACGUUUGUCCCCAGUGAGUGGCUGUGUCCUCAGGGUGUCCCUCUUCCAGACUAACUGCAACAAGGCUUGGAGCCUGACUCUAAGCACAGCCCCUGUGGCUGGAAUCCCUUGUGCCACCCAGGGGACUUGGGCCCUGCUCCUCCUGCAGCCCCUCCUCACCUGGGCUUGCUGCUGCUGCAGGUCUCCCUGGAGUGAGGUUUUUAGGGAGCCCAGAGCUUACUCAUCUCUGUGCUGCUGGGCCCAGCUGCCUGCUGCAUACUUCCUGCCUCCAUCCUGUCCCCCAGAACACUUUGUGGAGACUGCUGUUUCCUCCGAACACUUUGUUUUCACUUCCUGACCAGUCUCAGAAGCUCAAGUGGUUGAAUGUUUUAGCCUCGGAAUCUUUUUCCCCAAGCCCUCUCAGGUGGAGCCCCGCUGCACCAGACACCGCAGCCCUGUGAGGCUGUGUCUCCUCACUCCGUUUCUGGUGCUGCUGAGGCCCCUGGGAAGCCCUGGAGCUUGCCAGAGCAGAGCGUGAAAGUCUCUGGUCCCGUUUAAAUGCCUCUCCCUUUUAUCUGUGAGCACACCAGGCUGGAGCCACUCCCUGUCUUCUCACAGUGCCCCUACAGGUCAUGGCCUCAGUUCUCCAGUGGCUAGUGGAGCAGUGGGUGCUGCGACGUCUGGUUUGGGACCUCCGUGGCUGCUUCCAGCCUGCUAGUAGAACGAACCUCUUUGUACCACCGCAUUCUUCUCUGGUGGUGCCCCUGAGGGCUCAGGCCUGAGGGCGCUCCUUUGUCCUCAGUUGGGACAGGCAGCCUCCACUCUGGGAGCUCCCAUCCCUCAGGGUGCCCAGGAGAGGCCAUACUUUCAGGGUGGCAUGGUGAAUUCAGGGCUUGGGGUGGGUAGGUGGUCUUUCAGCCCCUUCUACCUUGGAUUGGUUUACAGAACACCUGUCCUGCCUGUGCCAGCCUGGAUCUCUGUGGGCACCCCCGGCACGCUGUCCUGAAGAUUGUCUGUCUCCUGCAUAGGAGGAUCUAGAGCGGACCUUGCCCUGGGCCCGUCUGUGUGUGACUUCAUAUGCUUCAUUCGUGCUCAGCCAUGGUUGCGCAUGCGAUGGAGACCACUUGGGCCGCCCCUGACACCAUAGGCCACUGUUCUUAUCCAGCGGGCCGAAUGAGUGAUUGCUAGUGGUAGGUUGACUGGAAGAAAGGAAGUCCCAGCCCCUGCUCAUGGCUUCCUCAGCUCCCUGGGGUUGGAAGGACUGUCAUCAGUUGUCCCCAGUUAAAGUCCAUUUGGAGGAGGUUCAGGGUCCGAGUGGCUGGAUGUGCUUCUGGAGGGACAGGGUUUGAGGCAGGGAUUUGCAGAAGGUGUAGGCUGCAUCCUUUCUUGGGAGGCUGUGGCACAAGGCAGUGAAACUUGGGACGAAUCAAGACCCAUCCACACUGCACCUCAGGGACCUCACCUCACCCCACAUACAUGUGCUUAUGGGGGGCCAGGGGUGGGGGCUUCUGCCUGAAAUCCCAGCGCUCUGGAACGCCAAGGCAGGAGGAUCACAUUAGUUCAGGAGUCUGAAACCAGCCUGGGCAACAGAGGGAGACCCCAUCUCUACAGAAAAUAAAAGAAAAUGAGCCAGGUGUAGUGGUGUUUGCCUGUCACCCCAGCUACUCAGGAGGCUGAGGCAGGAGGAUCCCCAAGCCCAGGAGUUCAAGGCUGCAGUGAGUUAUGGCCUCUGCACUCCAGCCUGGGUGAAAGAGUGAGAAGCCUUAUCUGUAAUAAAAAUAAUAAUAAAAUGUGCUUUGGGGUCAGGUGUGGAGAUCAGGGUUGGGGAGGUCAUGAGGUAGGGGUCAGGAUGUGGACAGUCGCGGGCUGGUGGGUGUGGCAGCCGUGAGGGGUGGGUGGUGGGCUGGGAGACAGGGCCUGGGCAGGGCUUCUGCAGUUCCGCUGCCCCCUCUGGGUUCGAGGACUCCCCUUGACAAGGGCUGAGCUCUCAGGCACUGCGUUGGGCUCAGCUGCCUGCUGGGAGGCGGGGGAGAAUGGACCUGUGAGGCCUUGUUUGUCCUCUUCCCUGUCCAGCUCCUGUAGACCCCAGGCCUGGCUGUCUGCAGGGCCAGGAGCUGCAGCCACCAGCCUCCCAGGUGAGCCCCAGCUCCUGGCCCUGCAUGCCGGCUCCUUUGCCCGUGUGGACUUGGCUCUGGUGUCUGCUUCAAAACAUGGACCCUCAGACCUUACACAUCUGUUGUUUCCCUUGCAGGGCAGUGAUGAUAACAUGAAAUGAGGUGGGGUCACUCCUGUUUAGAUAUGAGACUGGGGCCCAGGGAGGGGCAGGUGUGAAGUUGCUGAGGGCAGAGGGAGACCCACGGCUACCUGCUCCUGGUGACCAGCCUCAUGUUCACUGCUCACUCCCUGCCAUUCACCAGCUGCAUGACCUUGAGCAGUGCCCUCAACUGUAAACAGAGGUGAAAACACUCCUUUACCAGCCUUUUUAGGGGCCACUCUUGUGUGAGGCCUUGAACCUCAUUUCAGUUCCGUGGUGGUCCUGAGCCUCUGAAUCUGGACAUGGCCCCUGCUGGGUCCUGGUCUCAAGGGCAGCAUGAUGGCCUCCCUGCUCAGGCCCUGCACCCAGGGGCCAAUCCUGGGAGGCCCACUGGCCAUGGCUGGGCCCUCUCUCAGGGAACCUGUCAGCAUGGCCAUCUCCACACCCAGGCUGGCUGGGAAGCGAGAUACGAGGUGCUCAAAGGCCCUGUAUGUCUGCAGGCAGUCCCGUCCCACACAGGCCAGGAUUGUUGGGCCUCCUUAGCAGCCAAAGGAACUGAGGUCCAGAGCAGGGAAUGUGUUACCCAGUGUCAGAGCAUGGUCUGCUCUGGGGUCAGGUGUCUUGUGCUGGUCCUAAGCCACCCCAAGCCAAGGCAUGUCCCUGGGCCCAUUUCCCCUCUCGAGGUCUUGGGUUCCCUAUUUCUGAUGUGUGUAAAAGGAAGGCCUGUCCUCUGGGGUGGCCAUGAGGCUCAAUGGAAGGAGCUGCCAUGCUUGAGCCAGGACUUGGCACCUGGCCAGCCUUUUUCUAUUUCAUUGUACCUUGAUGGGCUGUCAGUUCUGAAGAGAAUAAAUACACUAGGAAUCCUGUUCUCCCUCCCCAUUCUCCCUGGCGGAGGGAAGUGACCACACCCCUAUGGUGUGGACAUACCGACGCUCCUCCACGAAGCAGCAAAGUUCUGUUGUUUCAGGAGACUGUGGGCCUUGAGGAUGUGGUAGUGACCUCACCAGAGGAGCUGGCAAUUCCUAAGUGCUGCCCGGAGGCCUCUACAGAGACAUAAUGUUGGAGAACUUCUGCCUCAUGGCAGUGCUGGGUAAGACCCCUCCAUCCCCACCAGUGCCCUUGAGGGUAUGAGUGUUGGUAGGUGUGUGGCCUCCAUCUCUGUAAUGAUGGUAUUAAGGACUGCAUGUUUGUGUUCCCCCCAAAGUUUAUGUGUUGAAACCCUGACCCCCAGUAGGGUGAUAUUAGGAGGUGGGGCCUUUGGGAGGUGACUAGGCUUAGGUGAGGUCAUGAGGGUGGGGCUCCCCGAUGAGAUUGAGUCCUUGAAAGGAAGGAACUAGAGCGAGGUCUCUUUCUGCUGUGUGAUCAUACGAGAAAAUUGCCGUCUUUCAAGCUGGGUACAGUGGCUGAUGCCUGUAAUCCCAGCACUGGAAGGCCAAGGCAUUAGGAUUGCUUUGAGUCCAGGAGUUUGAGACCAGCUUAGGCAUUCUUAUCGCUAGAAAAAAAGAAAUAAAAUAGAAAACUGCCAUCUGCAAAUCAGAAAGAGUCUUCAGCAGACACCAGACUGCCAGUGCCUUUGAUAUUGGACUUUCAGUCCCCAGAUCUGUGAGAAAUUAAUUUCUGUUGUUUAAACCACCUAGCCUGUGGUAUUUUGUUACAGCAAUCCAAACUGAGACAGGCAGUAAGGAGAGAACAGAGGUUCCAGCCUGCUUCAGGUCCAGGCAGUUCUGCCAUUGCCCUCAACUCCUCAGUUCCAGUCAUGGGCCAGGCCCCUGGGGGACUUCGGAUGAGUAAAACAUGCACCUAUCAGGAAGGUUCACCUGGUCUAGAAGGGGAGGCAGACCCACACUGCCCACCAUGACCCGGACAGUGUGAUAAAUACAGAGCACCUCAUGGCCAGGGCCUGGGGGAUUCCCACCCUGCCCUGCCCAGUGCCAAUAACAGAGGGACCCUGGAGUUGCGUACACAAGAUAGCAGUUUAGUUCUUGCACACAUACUAGUUGAGAAGGGAAAUCGGGGCUGAUGAGACAGCUCAACUGUCUGGCAGAGCCAGGCUCCGUCUGCCAUGAUGCAGUCUGGAUGUUUGUCCCUUUCUAAUCGUAUAUGGAAAUUCGAUCCCCAGUGUUGAAGGUGGGGCCUGAUGGGAGAUGUUCCUGUUAUCGGGAUGGAUCCUUCGUUAAUAGCCUGGUGCCAUCUUUGUGGUAACAAAUGAGUUCUCACUUGAUUAGUUUCUAUGAGAACUGUUUGUUAAAGAGAGCCUGGCACCUCCCUCCCUUCUUCCUCCUCUUGCUAUGUGGUGCUGCUUCCCUUUGCCUUCCAUCAUGAGUGGAAGCUCCCUGAAUUCCCCACCAGAAGCAAAUGCUGGCACCAUGCUGCUUGUACAGCCUACAGAACUGUGAGCCAAAUAAACCUCUUUUCUUUAUAAAUUA